This is a messenger RNA of Callorhinus ursinus (northern fur seal), 1467 nucleotides long. RefSeq names its product small integral membrane protein 20 (gene SMIM20). Gene Ontology annotation, biological process: mitochondrial respiratory chain complex IV assembly. The record is from RefSeq and is a predicted model, not a curated record. NCBI's taxonomy places the organism in Eukaryota, Metazoa, Chordata, Mammalia, Carnivora, Otariidae. Gene Ontology annotation, cellular component: mitochondrial inner membrane.
AGCGGGGUCACGGCCCGGCGGCGCGAACUGGGCCUCGCGGCGUGCGGGCCUCGCAGUGGGUCAGGGCAGCCCGGUGCCCGGCGCCAUGUCCCGGAACCUGCGCACCGUGCUCAUCUUCGGCGGCUUCAUCUCCCUGAUCGGCGCCGCCUUCUACCCUAUCUACUUCCGGCCCCUAAUGCGGCUGGACGAGUACCAGAAGGAGCAAGCCGUAAAUCGAGCUGGUAUUAUUCAAGAAGAUGUGCAGCCACCAGGGUUAAAAGUGUGGUCUGAUCCAUUUGGCAGGAAAUGAGAAGGCUAUCACCACCUCGAUUAUGAAAGACAUCUUCGUGCUUUCCAUUCUGCCACAAGUACAAUAAAUUGCCUCACUACAGAAGGAUGGCUGGAGAAGAAAACUCUAUAAAGCUGAAAAUAAGAGUACUGUGCACAAGGAUUAAUAUUUCCCUUCUUAAGUAUCAAAAGAACCCUGGAGCAAAUCACACCAUUAGGGAGGUUUUCAUGAUUCGCUUUACUUUCUAAAAAUGAAACUCUCUCACCCAGCUGUGUUUGGAGGAGGAUCUACUUAUUAUUCCGUCCCUACUGCUUUCCCAACCAAGCUGUGAUGUGAAUGCAUGCGGCCAGGAGACUUGGGAAGAUCCUAGUCUGUCUUGCCAUCCUCCAAAUAGGAAAUUUCAGUGAAAAGCCAGCGUGCGGAGCAGCCUCAUUGGGCUCUUUGGAAACAUUAAAGUUGAUAAAACUCUGACAGGGUACAUUGUACUCUUUAAGAAUAACCAGUUCAGCUUAGCCAUCUUGUCGAAGGUUGCUGCAUGUUGGAAAAUAAGUAAAUAGGAAGCAAGUUCAACCAAGUGGCUAUGCAUGCAUAAUAGAAAUCAGCGUUGAAUUAACAGAAGUGAAAAUACGUGUAUUAAAAUGAUCUAUUUUUAAUUCACUAUGGUGUAGGUUUUUUUUGAAAUCCUAUAUAAACUCAUUAAGUCACACUAAGAAGCAGUAUUUGACUAGAUUAUAUUUGACGAGAUACUCAGCUAUGUGGUGUUUCUCAGUUUGUGUACAAGUAAACAUUUUAAAGGUAAAUAGCAGAUUUGUUGAGACAGAUAUUUAUUGGUUGCAGUACCAGCUACCUCACCAGCUGCUGCAGAGACGAGUGUGGAAAUUCUUUCUUUCUUUCUCUGGUGCUCUGUCUGGCCCCUUACUAGAUUAUAUGUUUUUGAAGAAACACCUCUUUUUCAUUUUUAGAUUUCCCAGAGUGCCUUGCACAUUACUAUGGGUUCUCUUUAGAUGAGCUGCCUGAUAACAUAAUUUUAUUAUUGUGAACUGGGAAUUUGCUUACCAGACAACUGACAACAGUUAUGUAAUUACUGUCAAAAAGAACUCAGACUGAUGGUUCCAAAACCAAAGGCAUCAUUUUUUGGUAGACAUUCCCUAACAUUUAAUUGACUUACGGUUAGUAACCCAAUAAAAGAAGUUGACUCA